Messenger RNA from Trichobilharzia szidati, 1338 nucleotides. The record is from the annotation of a GenBank genome assembly. NCBI's taxonomy places the organism in Eukaryota, Metazoa, Platyhelminthes, Trematoda, Strigeidida, Schistosomatidae.
UAGCUAAAGAUAUGCUACUUGUUGAUGAUAAUCCAUUUUUUGUACUCAAUAGUGAUGUGAUGUGUGAGUUCCCUUUCAAAGCAAUUAUGGAUUUUCAUAAAAGUCAUGGAAAAGAAGGCACAAUUCUGGUAACCCAAGUUGAAGAACCUUCAAAAUAUGGUGUUGUUGUCUACGAUCAAACCACUGGACGGGUAGAUCGUUUUGUAGAAAAACCAAUUGAAUUUGUUGGUAAUAAAAUCAAUGCUGGUAUAUACCUGUUAAAUCCUAGUGUUAUCGACAAGAUACCUCUUCGUCCAACUUCAAUCGAGAAAGAGAUAUUCCCAGGGAUGGCAGAAAAUAAACAACUCUAUUGUAUCACAUUAUCAGGUUUUUGGAUGGAUGUUGGACAACCAAAUGAUUUUUUAAAAGGUACAAAUCUGUAUCUUAAUUAUUUGAAACAAUCGAAUAAUGUCAAAGAACUUGCAACUGGAGAUAAUAUUCAAGGAACUGUUAUCAUACAUCCUACAGCUGUAGUUUCGCCUACUUGUGUUCUUGGGCCUAGUGUUGUUAUCGGAGCAGAUUGUGUUGUAGGCGAUGGCGUUCGUAUUCGUAAUUCUACUCUGCUUCAAGGAAGUGUUAUUAAUGCUCAUUCUUGGAUAGAAAAUUGUAUUGUUGGUUGGCGGUGUAUUAUUGGACAAUGGGUUCGAAUGGAGAAUGUAUCUGUUCUCGGCGAAGAUGUUAUUGUAUCCGAUGAAUUAUUUGUCAAUGGUGCUCGUGUAUUACCGCAUAAAAGUAUAUCACAGUCAGUGAUUGAACCACAAAUUAUUAUGUAGUUGAAAGCGUCAUCUUGUUCUUGUUCUUUUUUGCCCCUUCUUCUUCUGCCUGCUGACAGGUUCUUUCUAUUUGCGUAUGCAUUAUUUUUCACUUUUUGAUACUUUCCAAUGCUGUGAUAAUAAUAAUAAUUUAUACUCAUAUAUGUGUGCCGCCGCGCAUGUAUGUAUCUUAUUUUGUUCUAAAUAUUUUUUGUAUAAAAAUGAGGGAAAAAUUAUAUUUAAAAAAGAAAAAACUGUUUCUUCAGGGUUGUUUUUCUAAUAUGAAAGCCACUAAUGUAACAUUCUGUUUAUUAUUAUUAUUACUACUACUAAUAUUGUAAUCAUCUACCGGUUGCUGAUAUCCAGUGUUUUUUGAAUGAGGGGAGGUGGGGGGGAAAGAAAGAUUUUGCCGCCAAAUGGGAGAAGCAAAAAUCCAAUCCAACCUAGUCCUAUUGUAGACUUUUGAACUGCUUAAUUCCGUUAUUAUUAUUAUUACUAUUAUUAAUACAAUUAAAAUUUGUUAGGAAGUAAUCUUUUUUGUGCUCCU